AGCAGAAUUUUUCCAUUUAGGACUGGAAACACCCAAACCGAAGGUGAGCACCUUCAGGCUGCAGCAGUGGAUACACUAGGGAGUCGACUCAAGGAUAUGUCUGUGAUUUCUGCUCAACCACCACCCUAUGGGCUUCUGCAGCGAGAAAAGCACAUAGAAUCACUUUGUCGCAUAAUCUGCCGACGCGCCCGAGGGGACACAGGGUCACAAGGCAUGCUCAGAGGAGAAAAAAGCAAGAUGUUCAGGGGCAGGCAGAGGAUGAUGGCUUGCAGGGGAGCUGUGCCAACACAGAGAAUGAUGCUCAAAGCUUUAUGCUGCUAUGAAAAUGUUGAACAGCUAUGCAUUACAGCCAGACCUCAUCUCCAAGGUCCAAACUGUGAACCAGGCCGUCUAUACAGCAUCAACACAGGAGCAGGGGUGCAACUCUAUACAGCAGCUGAAGACACAUCCUGCCUAUGCCUUGCUGCCUGUGGGCCUGCUCGUUCCUGCACCAUCAGAGGCUACAACCUUCAGGCAGAGCCAGCCUUUGUGUUUGAAAGACCCUUGAGAGCAGAUGCGUGCUGCUUUGGAUGCUGUCUGAUGGAGAUGAAAGUGUUUAAUUCUACACAGCCCUCUGGAAGUGUUCAGCAAAGGUGGAGCAUGUUCACACCUUUGCUGGAGAUAAAAGACCCUGAUGGGACUCUGCCUCUGCACAUCCAAGGGCCAUGCUGUCGCCGCUGCUUUGCUAGCCAGGAGUUUGAGGUGGUGUCUAAGAUUGGUGAAAAAGUUGGAAAAAUCUGGAAAAAAUGGCCUGGUUUCAAUGAAGAUUACAAUAUGGACCAUGAAUACUUUGGAAUGGAUGUUCCAGCACAAAUGAGUCCCAAGAUGAAGAUUAAAUUACUAGCUGCCACUUUCCUCCUGAACCAGAUGUUCUUUGAGAUGAGCUAGGAAAACCAAGCUAAAGGACAAAAAGGACUCUUGUGUACACCUGUUGGACUUGCAAACACCCCAAUUCAAAGGUGCAGUGCAUCUGUAAGCCAGACUAGUCGGAAGCAAAAUUAACUGUUCCAUAUGGCUGGCUUUACUAGUGAC
Messenger RNA from Erpetoichthys calabaricus (reedfish), 1071 nucleotides. RefSeq names its product phospholipid scramblase 2. The record is from RefSeq and is a predicted model, not a curated record. Gene Ontology annotation, cellular component: plasma membrane. Gene Ontology annotation, molecular function: phospholipid scramblase activity. NCBI's taxonomy places the organism in Eukaryota, Metazoa, Chordata, Cladistia, Polypteriformes, Polypteridae. Gene Ontology annotation, biological process: plasma membrane phospholipid scrambling.